AUGCAACCUCUCACACCAGCCAGAAAGAAUAGCUCAUCGAUUAAGCGCCCGGAUUUGCAAGGGCUCUACAUCUGCGGAUCAUGCGGACAAAACUUUGUUCAUGCCGCUUCUCUCAAUCGCCACCGUCGUACUCGUCACAACUCCGAGCACCAAUGCCUUCUCUGUCACAACCAGAUGAAACCGGAUGAGACUCUCCACCAGCACAUGAAAGAGCUUCACAACCUCACGACUGUCUUCAAUUGCUCCUGCUGUAACUUCGGGUUCGCCAAAAAGUCCGACUUGUUGGAGCAUACCAAGGCCAUGAACGAGACUGGAACUGUAGGAGAUGCCAAGCCAGUUUCCACCACCAACAAUCCGCCCGGAUGGUUGUUGCAAAAUGUUCUCCAGGGAAAACCAUACGAAGUGCGCACCAAGAAAAGGUCCAUGUCAGCCACAACGUCGUCGUCCUCCUCGUCGUCAUCGUCUGCCACCCGUGAACCAACCCCAGAGGUGUAUCAAGUUCCAGAGGAGUGUUCACAACAGUUGAACGACGCAGUUGAUCUGGUUCUCAAGUCUGGAGUCUUUACUGGUGAUCAAUUAGUUCUUCCCGAGACCUGGGAGCUCAUCUACAACAUGGCAAAGUCCACGAUGUCUUCUUAA
This is a messenger RNA of Caenorhabditis briggsae, 639 nucleotides long. RefSeq names its product Protein CBR-ZTF-28 (gene Cbr-ztf-28). Gene Ontology annotation, biological process: regulation of transcription by RNA polymerase II. Gene Ontology annotation, cellular component: nucleus. Gene Ontology annotation, molecular function: sequence-specific DNA binding; DNA-binding transcription factor activity, RNA polymerase II-specific. The record is from RefSeq and is a predicted model, not a curated record. The transcript is spliced from 2 exons. The coding region runs from base 1 to 639 and encodes 212 amino acids. Lineage: Eukaryota; Metazoa; Nematoda; Chromadorea; Rhabditida; Rhabditidae.